AUGGUCGGAAUCUCAUACCCGGCAAAGGGAUAUCGCAAAAUCGGUGGCCAUCGCCCCUUCUCGACCAUCGAGGUGUAUCACGAUCUUGAGCACAGGGAGGAUGGACAACCCAGUCCGUCAAGCUACACCAUCAAUACCUACUUGCCAUCAGUUGAAAGCAUAUCUCCCAACAUGCGUUUCGCGCCGGCAAAUUACUUCCGCAAGAAUCGGAACCGCCCAUUCUGGACCUCUUCGUCCACCGUCUUACCCACAAACGCGGCGGACGAAGAGAGAUUGUUGGCCCACACCAGUGAGCAGGAAGCGUCUGAGGAACGGAAAAAACGAAAGCCUGAGACUGGCCGAAGUGACAAUCGUAGGAAUGGAAAUAACAUCAAAAUCAUCAUCACGGAACCGGAGCCGGUAGCCUCGCGACAUGGCAUAUCCCUCGAAUUCGACCCCCUCAGAUCCCAUCCAGUCAAUCUGGAUCGAUGUCCCAGCAUCAAUCCGUCAGGAACUUACCGAAAUCUGACUGCGAUCCCCAGAAACGCAGAGCCCAACAAGACUGCGUCAAAUCGAAUCCAUCAACUCGAUUCGGGUCCUAUAACAUUAGGGCCCAGUUCAGCCUCUAAAUCUCAUCGCCAUCAGCAUUUGCGGAAGUCGACGAGGCCAACCCUUAGCAGCGUCAGCGGCAGGGGGGACCUGCGCGCUGUGUUCCAAAACGGAGAGCAAACGCUUCCUGUCUUCCCGAUACUUCUUUUCAACAACCCUUUUUUGCCCAUCCAUCCAUUCAUCCUCAUCCCCAUACUUCAAAAUUCCAUCCGUCGUGCCGCUCUUAGAUCCGCCCUCUCUGCUUCGAGGGCUAUCUCUACCCAGGCUCCUGCUGCGUCCUUUUCCGCCAGCAUUGCCCGCACUGCUCUUGUCUCUAGCAGAAUCCAGGCUAUCCGCUUCUUCUCUCAGUCCCCCCGUGUCCUCAACACCGAGGAGCCUACCCAGCCCGAGCAGACCGAGACCGAGACUGCCCCUGCUGCUACCGAGGAGGCUGCUGUUCAGAAGGACACCACUGAGGGCCACGCCGCUUUCGUCCGCAACAUUGUCUUCGACGCUACCGAGGAGCACCUCAAGGGCGCUUUCGAGAAGUUCGGCAAUGUCACCGACGUUUUCCUUGCCCGUGAUCCCCGCGGCUUGAGCAAGGGUUACGGCUUCGUCACCUUUGCCACCCGUGAGGCCCUCGAGGAGGCCUGCUCCCAAGUCGACGGCUCUUUCUGGCACGGUCGCCGCAUCAGCGUUGAGCCCCGCCGUGCGAAGGUCAACCGCGGCAGCGCCGUCGGCGAGCCUUCCGCCUGCCUUUUCAUUGGCAACAUCCCCUACGAGACCACCGAUGCCGAGCUGAACAACAUCUUCGUCGGCAUUGAUGGUCUCAAGGACGUUCGCGUCGCCGUUGACCGUGCUACCGGCUGGCCCCGUGGCUUCGCCCACGCCGACUUCGUCGACGUUGAGGCUGCCGUUAACGCCUUGGAGAAGCUCCAGGGUACCCAGCUCGGCGAGAGGACCAUCAAGAUUGACUAUGCUCAGCCCGUCGCUGCUCGUCAGCCCCGUGAGAACAACGGCGAACGCCGUGAGUACCGCCCUCGUCAGCAGCGUGAUGGUCAGCGCGAUGGUCAGCGCAGCUACAACCGCGACGGCGGUAACCGCAGCUACAACCGUGAGGGUGGCAACCGCAACUACAACCGUGAUGGUGGCAACCGCAGCUACAACCGCGAGGGUGGCGACCGCAACUACAACCGCCGCGACCAGGGCGAGUCCACCGACUUCUAA
Molecule: messenger RNA, 1794 nt
Organism: Neurospora hispaniola
Lineage: Eukaryota; Fungi; Ascomycota; Sordariomycetes; Sordariales; Sordariaceae
Exons: 5
Coding region: 1-1794 (597 amino acids)
Molecular function (GO): RNA binding
Source: RefSeq, a predicted model, not a curated record